Cylas formicarius (sweet potato weevil) is the source of this 2081-nucleotide messenger RNA. RefSeq lists its product as uncharacterized. Bases 79 to 600 code for a protein of 173 amino acids. NCBI's taxonomy places the organism in Eukaryota, Metazoa, Arthropoda, Insecta, Coleoptera, Brentidae. The record is from RefSeq and is a predicted model, not a curated record. The transcript has 2 exons.
UGAAGUCUGCGUACCUAGCCUAUAUAUACAUAUACAAAUAUAUGUUUUGGUAACUAUAUUUUUCAAUGGUUCUGAAGAAUGCGUUGCUCUUUAAAAUGUUGCGAAAACAAUAAGAGGAAAACCAAAAAUUCGUCCGUGUUGUAUUUUCAUUUACCUGACGAUCUAUAUUUUCAGAAGCUCUGGUUAAAAAAGUGUAGCAGAAAAGUUGUGUAUAAACAGGAAAAAUUUGUGCUAUGUUCUUCUCAUUUCAGUGAAGAUGAUUUUGACUUAGUCAAUGGGACCCAAGUUUUAAAAUUGGAGGCUGUGCCUUCAAUAAACUUACCCGAAGACAUUUAUCAAAGGGAAAACAAAGGAUUCCAUGAUUUUGAUUUGUCAAAUUUGCACAUUCCAGAAACAGAAUCUACUCCACACACAUUUAUUGAAGGCACUGAAGAAAGUGAAGUUGGUCUAGUACACAAGUACAGACUUUUAUUGCUCGAGUAUGAGCUCAUGCUUGACAAAGUUAAAAACCAGGAGGCGACUUUAGAAGCUUUGAAAAAUGAAAAUUCCGCUCUGAAUGCUCUAUUAGCUUCUCAGAACAAUGCCACCCAAACGGGUUAGAUGCAAAAAAAUAAGGCCAAACAAAAAUAAAGAUUCCUCAUCUGAAGAUGAAAUUCCAUUGAAAAAAUUACAGGUAAAUAGCAACAAUACAAAAAGGAAUUCCACUAAUUUUUCUGGCAUCCCAGAGCAAAUAUCAAUUAAAAGGAAAUUUGAUAAGCUGCUGGACGAGUAUGAAGCUUUAAAGAAUGUGAGUUUAUCUUUAGAGAAGCAAAUUAAAGGACUUACAUCUGUAAAUGUUCACCUUAAAAGUAAGGUAUUUAAGUGACCCCAUGUUAAGUACUUAGUUGCAUUUAGUGCAGUGAGUGUGUUACAUAUUUGUUAUUAAAUUUUGAUUAUCAAUCACAAAUUAUAUCUAAUUAUCUCAAAUUUUACCCAUAAUUCUUACAUGCAAAGAAUUUUUAGUUUAAUAUGCAAAACAUGCAUAUUAGAUUCCACACUAUCUCUACUGGUGACAAUAAAAAGAAAUGUUCAUCAAAAAAUGGCUCUUCAUACAUAGCAUAAACUUACGUUAUAAUAUUUACGUUAGGGUUACAGACCAGAGGUAAAAAGGAAUAACCCAUCAAAGAUAUUAAAUAAUUAUUAUUUUUGUUAAAUUCUACACACCUUGAUCUCAACAGUUCAGAGGUUCAAGGCAUACUCAUAUCAAGUGUUGCUAAUGACAAUGUCGCGCUUUCAUCCAAUAAGAUCUAGCAGCACCAAACAACAUGGCGGUUGAGAGUUCGUCAAUUUUGCAAGUUUCAGGUUAAAUGUAACAUUUUGGCGGCAGUAUUUUCUCAAAAUACCACUAUAUCUCGUUAAAAAUCCGAAGAAAGACUAGUUAAAUGUGUUGAAAUCGCUGUUUAGAUAAAAAAUGGCCCAAAGUGCAGGUUAGCGCUUAUUGCGAUUGUUAUGUGUUGCAUUUUCCGUAUUUAUGCUUACGCAAUAUUCGGCGUCCAAUUUAAGCAAUCUAAUUAAAUUCAUUUGAGGAAACUGUGCAGGCAGGUAUUUAACUCUUUGUCUUAUUAAGAUUAGACGUGCUGGCAUCGCACAGUUGGUACGUUUUCCAAUGGUGGAAUAGCAAUUAAUUUAAAAAAUGUAUAGCAAGAAUUUAGAAAAAAAAAGAAUAUGAAUUGGUUUUUUGAAUAUCGAUUAAUUUAAUUUUAAUAUUCAACCAAUCUUUGCAGCUUUUAUAUACUGUAUUAUAAAAAUCUUUAUAUUUGGAAUUAAAGACAGGGUGUUUCAAAAAACACGCGCCAACGCUCGGCUGGAGAUUAGUUAAGACAUUCAUGGAUAUAUAAUCAAGAGAAAUUGCAAUUUCUUUUUUAACUUGUGUAACUUGAAAUACUGAGAUAAUGUUCCCAGCCGACAUCACCGAGAUUCUUUACAAAUUCACUACACAGAAUAAUAUUUUUAUGUAUUCAAAUGCAUAGGUAAAUUAAAAAUUUAACUCAAUAUGUGUUAACAAAAUGUUGUACUAGCAAUUUGCAGCGAAUAAACGCUUG